Ruditapes philippinarum (Manila clam) is the source of this 8118-nucleotide messenger RNA. Its product is annotated as microtubule-associated protein futsch-like. Gene Ontology annotation, cellular component: plasma membrane; cytoplasm. Gene Ontology annotation, molecular function: protein binding; calcium ion binding. Lineage: Eukaryota; Metazoa; Mollusca; Bivalvia; Venerida; Veneridae. The record is from RefSeq and is a predicted model, not a curated record. Gene Ontology annotation, biological process: endosomal transport; endocytosis.
GUAUCGGAGUACGUUCAUUCUAGCUUAUCUGACCGGUGACAGUUUCCACUAUUUUGAGAGUGACACGCUUGGUCUGUCAAUGUUAAAAGUUUAGGAUUUAUUUACAACGUUUAUGUUCUGUGGAAAUAAAUUGUGAUAUUUUCGGAUAUAAAAUGUGGAAAUUUAUUCGCUAAUUUGAAUGUUUUCGUGCUUUUUUCGACGAUUUAGAAAGGAGUAUGAGCUCAGCGUCAGAUCAAGCUUUAUGGCAGGACAGUAUUUCGGAACCUGAAAGAAUUCACCAUGAGUUGUUGUUUUACAGUCAGGGACCUGUUGAUGGAUAUUUAUCUGGAGAGCGAGCCAGAGAUUUAUUCCUGCAUUCUCGACUGCCGCUAACAGUUCUAAGUCAAAUAUGGAAUCUGGCGGACGUGAGCAAUGACAAUGUUCUCAGUGUAGAGGAGUUUGUGCUUGCUAUGCAUUUAAUAUUGAAAGUGAAGGAAGGUCUUCCUAUCCCACGAACACUUCCCAAACAUCUAGUCCCUAAGACAAUCCCAGCUGUAGAUAUAUCAGAGAUUUCGGACAGUGAAAGAACUGCUUACCAAAAUGUGUUCAACAAACUAUCUCAUGCACAAAUUGAUGCCAUUCAAGGGAGACAACUCUUAUUGGAGUCAGCAUUGUCAGGGGAAGAGUUGUCUCAUAUAUGGGACUUGUCAGAUAUAAACAGAGAUGGACAGCUGGACAGAAAUGAAUGGAAUGUGUCAUGUCAUCUUGUACGACAUCUAAAACAAGGUGGAAAAUUAUCUGGUCCAGUGAAUGUUUUCCAGUUGAUACCUCAAUGUCUAUCUCCGGUUUGUUACCUCGCAAGAAAACACAGAGUUGAAGAGUACAACAAAAAGAAACAUCAUCUUAUGACAUUAAAGGAGAGGCGUAAAUCACAGAUUGAUAGUGAAUCUAGGAGACUUGAACUGUUGAAGAAAAGAUUUGCACUUCACAAAGAACUUUACGAGUGUUCAAAAUCGACGGAGGGUAUAACAGUUCCAGAGGAAGAGUACAAUCUCUACAAGGAAAAGGAGGAGAGUAACAUUGAGAAAGUUGAAGCUGUUAUAUACAGAUUAAAGAAGGAGCAUGAGAAUAUACGUCAGCAGACGGUAAAGGUUAUACUCGGUGAACAAGGUAGUUUACAGGAAGAUGCUAGACUUGUCAAGCUAGAACAAGAAGAUGUGAGGCAAAAAUUAGCCACUUAUCAUACCAAAGCUACCAAAGAUCCUGAUCCAUUUCAUCAACUCUAUGAACUUAGAAGAGAUUUAAGAAAGCGGAGCACGCUUUCCGAGGGUGAGGAACCAGAAGUUCAUUUCCCAUUUACAGCAAACCCUUUUGAUAAGGAAUCCCUUCAACCAAAGUUUUCCGGCCACUCAAUAUUCAUAUCUCCCAACCCUCGUGUAUUCAACAAUAAUAACAGUCACAAAGAGGCAGCCAUUUUGAAGGAACUUUGUGGGUUCGGAGACGGGUUUGUAGAAAAGUGGUGUGACGGAGUGACAGUUGGCGACCUUGACGUUGAUCCUAUAUUCAUGUCAAUAAAUGUGCCAAUGGAUAACCGUUGUUGGUCCGGUGUUAACUGGUCAGAGACCGGUAAUGAGCAGGUUAAAGGGUUACACCAGAAACUGGUUGAUCUAAAAAUAGAAAUGCAGAAUCUUAACGAGGAUAAUGGCGGACAGUUAUUGUUUAGGAACCCAGACGAUUACCUUGCCAGACAAAAGGCUCAGGAAGAAGAGGAGAGACUACUAGAAAAGAACAGAUACCAGAGACGUUACAGUAGUGAGAAAAGGUCGGACAAGGAUGUGAGCAAGAGAAGAAGUUAUAUAGCACCUCAUACACCCGAUGAUGAUGCACAGAAAUUAGCUAGGGAAUAUAGACAGAAAAGACGGUCAUUAAAUUUGGAUAAGAGAUCUGAACAUUCUGAUAAACAAAAAACUAAUAAGCCAUCUGGCACAGAUAGUGGAAGUAAGAAGCACUCUAGCUCUGAAAAGAAAUCAAAUGAAAAACCAUUAAAAAUUUCUACAGACUCUACUGAUGGAUUUUCACCAGACAGUGCAUCGUCCCCAAGGUCAUCUGGAGUGACCUCACCAAGGUCAGCAACAUCACCACCUCGUCCAUCUACCAAACGUAAGGCAGCUCCACCACCUCCUAUCUCCACAUCAACACCAGCAGACUCUUCUCCUGCUUUAACUAAAGAAUCACCAUCAUCCCCGCCAGUACAACAGAAACCAGUAGAAGCUUCCUCUUCCAAACCCAUCCCACAACCUAGAUCACCUCAGUCUAAGAUACCAAAGCCAGUCACAAACCAGGAACCACAGAAUUCCACACCAAGCACACCUCAAAACAACUCUGAACAAAUUGCAUCAGUUCAAAGUAAAUUAAACACACCACAUGAGAUUCAGCAGCCCAGUAGGCCACCAAGAAGGAAAAAGAAAUCUGAAGAAAAUAAGUCAUUCUUGCAUGAAAGCUUUGAAAAAGAACAAACUAGAAAAUCAAAAGAAAUUGCACUAAAUGUGGAUCUAAAUGACAGUCCUUAUGCAAGUAGUAAUUUACAAGAAUCAAAAACAGUUGAUACAGUUAGUGAACCUAAUUCUUAUGAUUUGAAAGAAGACUCUCUUUUAGAUACUAUAAUAAAAGAACUGCCAUCUUUUCAGAGUGAAAAGGCAGACAAAGAAGUUGAAGGUAAACAAAGAAUUAAGAAUGAAGUAAAUGUAACAGUUGAAGAAGUCAUUGUUGCAAAUGUAGAUUCAGGCGUAGAAUGUGAGAUUAAACCAGUCAAAGUUGAUAAACCAAGAGGGAGACUUAUUGAAUCUAAAGGUGAAUAUAAAAUAGAACUCACAGAUAAGCAAGUAGAACCUGAUAGAAUUAAUGCUGAUGAUAGUGAUGAAGAAAAAGAGUUUAUCAUAAACAGACAGUUUCAGAAUGAUCGUAAGCGUUCAUUAGAGUCUGUGGAACCAGAGAACUGUAUAGAACAUAUGAGCGCAGAAACUUACAAUAAAAGGAGUGAAGAUUUGCUACAAACUUUUGAAAAAAUUGCAGCAUAUCCUAACAGGAAAAAUUUUAAAGAUACAAAAGACACAAUAUCUAUAGCUUCUGAUAUUUCUGUAUCAUCUGCAGGAUCAGAAGCUCCUCCUUUACCAGAUAGUGCCCCGCCUCCUCUUCAUUUCCUAGUAUCUUCUCAGCAAACACCUUCAUUGAGUGAAAACUCUCAGAGAGUGGAAGUUAAUGAAGUUAUAGAGUUAGAAAAUUCAAAAGAAUCUGAAACAAGUCCAGAAAUGUCAGAAGUCCCAGUUAUUACAGAGAAGGCAAGUCCAAGGGAAGUUGUGAGUCCAAUAGAUGACCUGAAGGCUUCAAUGUUCAGUAUGCGUGUGACAUCACCAACACGUGAUAUGACUGGAGGUGUACACACAAAUGGGGAGUUAACUGUUGAUACAGUUAUGGGAAAAGGCGAUGUAAACUCUGAUUCGGAUAUAUCUGAUGAUGGAGAUUUAACUGGAAAUUUUACCCCAGGUGAGAAGAUAACCAGAAAUGUUCCAGUAGAAACCAAUGAAGAUGAUGGUGGUAUACAGCUUGUGUCUUACAAUCCUAAACUGAACAGUCCUAACAGUGACCAGUCAGGUCCAGACUCUGCCUUUGAGGACAUGCAGUCAAGUAUGACCUCAAAUGAUCCUCUUAGUAACACCAUCGAUGACUUCUCUCCAGAAGAUUAUGUCACAGUGGAGAAAGUUGAAAAGGUAGAAGCUACACCAAAGAAAGAAGGAAGGUCAUUCGUCCUGGAGUUUGAUACUGAUAAGCCUAAAGGUGGGGCAGUUCUAAGUCCAACAAGUAAUAAAGACUUCAUGGCAAAAGCUCAACAGUUUGCAGACUCUGUACAGAGGCCACCAAAGAUGACAGUGAAAUUGAAGAGAGAGAUUCAGACUCCACAGGAUUUGACUGAUGAGAGAUAUUUACUGCUUGAGGCAGAGAGGCGAGCUGUUAUCAGCUCCAGUACUGUAAAAAAGAAGAAUGUUGUCUCAUCUGUAACAUAUGAAGAAGAUGCAACAAUAGAUAGUGCUGAUUCUCCAGAUCCAGAAGAUACAAUACAGGAAUGGCGAAGUGAAGUGAGCAAACGUAGUAACAUUCCAUGGGAAGAAAAACCUGAUAAAGUCAACCUAUACAGCGAAAAUAUUAUACAGGAAACAGAGAACACUGAGGCUGUUGAUCGAGAAUCUAUUGCCAAUCUCUCCAAAGCACGGCAGCAGUGGGAAAACAAAGCUCAAACAGGCGAAGAAACUCCUAGGAAGCAGAAACAACCUCAACAGGUUCGUCAUUGGGAAGUCAAACUUCCUACGCCGUUGAAAAGAGUUCCAGCAGACGUGGUACGCACGACGAAAAACGAUUCCGAUUCAGAAUCAGAAAACAUGGCGGACACUGAGCAUGCUAAUGAAAGUGCUAUUGAGCGAGAAAUUCGCCUUGCAAUGGAGCGUGAAGAAUUAUUGAAAAGAGAGCAAGAAGAAAGAGCUAACUUACAAGAGAGACAAGUGUCAUCUGUAAAGAAAGAAACAUUUGAAAAAAUUGAGCAGAAUAACAAUAAGCCAACAUAUCAUGAGAUGACGGAAGCUGACCGAGGCUCCGAGUUACAACAGCGCGAGGAGCUAAUACAACAAGAAUUGCAGGAACAACAAGAACGUGAGGCAGCUUACAGGGGAAAUACUCGCACUGUUGAGGAUUUGAGCCCAUCGUCUGCUGAUGAAGACGAGAAUGCCAAUGAGAGUAUAAUCGAGCGUGAAAUACGUCUGCAACAAGAGAGAGAGCGGGAACUUGAGGAACGUAGACAACAGUUAGCAAAAACUAAAAUAAAGGAUAACGAGCCAACGGUUGAGGAAACAGUUACAAUGGAAUACACUGAAGUGGUUGAAUCUGUUCCUACACCGGCUUCGACUAUGUCAGAGACCCCAGUCUCAACACCAGAUGUACUCAGCGAGGCUGAGGAUCAAAGUGAGGUUAAACCAGAACAUAAAGCAAGAAUUUCUUAUGAGGAAGCAAUUUCUAGUGCUGCACAUGAUGGUGAAAGUUUGAUUGCACGUGAAUUACGAGAAGCCCGUGAAAGAGAGGAAGAGCUUCAGAGACAGCGACAAUUGACCUCAAAUACGAACAAAGCCACAACACCAAAACAGGCAGUGACCCCAAGUAGUGUAAAACAGUCCGUCUCAAAUGAAAAUAUUGACAAUCAGAAACCAAGUUAUCAGAAAGAUGUGUCACCAUUUAAAAAUGAACGUCGUCAGUCCACAGAUUCUCUCUCUUCGGGUCACAGCAGUGAAAAACCAAAAAAUGCAACUCCUAGAGGUGUACGAGUUACAACGUUUGGUGGAAGUGGUAAAAUGGCAAAUCUUACAUACAAAACUCCAGACAAACCUAAAGAAACAAAAAGACAGGAAACUCCCAUUGAACGUGAGAUAAGAUUAGCAAGAGAGAGGGAAAAUGAAUAUAGAGUAUCAAAAGGUCUUCCUCCAUUGAAAGAUGAAACAAAAGUAGAAUACAACAAAGAUGAUGAUACAAAGGAAGAAGUGACAAUUACAAAAUCAUCAUUCUUUAGUCCAACCCAACAAAGUAAGGGAGAUAAUAUUCAAAAGUUUGCUUCCUCUAGGUUACAAAAAGAAAUUAACAAACAAACUGCUUUAGAAAAAAAAUAUCGCGAGGAAGGAAAAAUUAAAUCAACAUCUGAAGAUCAUCUUGGACUGCUUAAAUACACGGAUAUUGCCACACAAGAGCAAUCUUCUGUUCCUAAAAGAAACUUUAGCAUCACACGUAAAAAUGCACCGGUCACUGAACAGAAACAGAACGGUGCACCGGAACCCAAGCCAACAAAGGCACUUACUCCAGAUCAGCCUACACCAAAAUUUAAUCGUAGUGUAAGCGGUGGAGUAACAUUUAGUUAUAAAGAAUCGAGACACAAGGCUGAAUCUAAAAUAGAACAGGAGCUUAGAGAAAUGAGGGAGAGAGAAGAUGAACUAAGAAGUCAGAGGUCAGGCUCAGGUGUUGUGUCACCACGUAGUCCUAGAAGCCCUGAUACAACCAGCGUUGUAAACAAAAGAUCACAGUUUGAGCAGACAUCGUAACCAUAGAAACUCUUUAUUUAGAAACCAGAUAGUAAAUUUUGUGUUCAAUAGCCAGACAAACAAUGAAUCAGUAGGCAAGAUUGUGUUUCAAACUGUUUCAUAAUGGACAACCACAAGAACAACAACAAAAGUGGGUGACAGCUGAUAUUAGUGCCUUAGCUACUGUGUCAAUGUUGAAAAGUAUUUUGUGUAUGAAAUUUUUGGUUAUUUUAAGAUUUUCUAAAUUGAUAAUAAUAGAACUAUAUCAUAUGAAAUACCACUUAAGUGUUGAUUCGACAAAGAUACAUUUAUUUAAGACCACAUUGACUUUAAACCAAAAUCAUGUAAUACAUGCCAGUGUGUAUUGAGCAUGUUAUAUAUAUAUAUAAUGAAAGCAAAAAGUGAUUACCAAAUGUUCUGUUAUUUUGGUUUCUUUAUUUUCAAUGAAUUAAAAAUUACUUAUUUGUAAUAAAAGUAUGUCUUGCAUCAUAGUAGUGAAGAAAUUUGUUAUUAAAAUCUCUGAAAUCAGUAAUGCCUGUUUUCUGGGGUGAGUUGAAGUAUGUACUUGUAAUUAAAGAGUUGCCAUGAUUGACAGUAUUUUGGUGUAAGGAGUUGAAUUUUUGGUGCUGUAGAAGAGAAAAGUACAGAAAAAAAUAGCGUAUGAUAUAGCGUAUACGGAUACAAGUAGCCAAACUGUACUGUAGUGAAUUAGUGUGUAUAUAGUUUAUGAAUUUCGACAUUUAACCCUUAUUGUGCUGAAACUGAGGUGAUCAGCCCCAGUAUAAAGCCAGGUCAGCCUGCACAUCCAUGCAGUCUGACCAGGCUCUAUACAUUUGGCUUAUAUAAAGUUUUCAUCUUGAUAUUCAAAAAUCAAUUAUGGAAAGGCUUGACAAAGUUAAGCAGUUUAAGGGUUAAAGUGUAUCAUUUAUGCAUCAUAUAUUUGACUUGUUCUGUGAUUUUUUAAUGUGUGUAAGACUAAAAAGUGUAGUAGUCAAUGUUAUGACUGUUACAAGAAUAUUUUAUCAUAUAGUCUUUUAUAACAUGUUGAUUUAAUGUUGAUUUGUAUACAUGACAUUACGUAUAAUUCUUUAUACUGCUAAGUGAUACAUGAUACAUGUUGUUUUUUAUAUAGCUUAAUGUAUAUUAAGUGUUCUGCAGUAUAUUAUGCAAUUUUAAUUGUACCUGGUUGUAUUUCAGAAAUUUAUUCAGAUUAUGAAAUAUAUUUAAUGGUAUUGUUUAUAUUUUUUUCUAAUUUUGAGUAUUAAUUGUAACAAGCGUUAUUGUAAACCUUGUUUUUUUUAGGUAAUGUGAAGGUUUUUUUUGUCAGUAGUGUAAGAACAUAUUCUUAAGUUACCUCAUUUCCUGUUACAUAUGAAAUUACAAUGUUUGAAUUAUGAAAUAGUCAUGUUUUCAGCAAAAAAAACCCCCAUAUUAUGAGAAUAUUUGAGUACCUGAUGGUAUUUGGACAAAAGCCCCUCGGCCCCUUGACAGAUUUACGGAACAAAUCAUAAAAAGUCCCUCAUUAGGUGCUUAAAAAAUGCGAAUAUGAACAACAUUAAAUGGUACAACUAUAUUUAGAAUAUGUAAACUUGCUUUUCAAUGAAAUUAUUGUGACCAUGAAGUUUUUUUUAAAUGUUUUUGAGUGGUAAAUUUCUCUACGAGGGAGUGAAUAGAUUAAAGAUGUAAUAAUCUACAUUAUGUGAGGUUGUGGUUAGCUUUGUUAAGAUUUAGAAUUUUGCUGACAGAGUUUGAGAUUAGAGAUUAUUGUUCUAUGAUGAUAAUAGGGACAAUUAGACACCAUGUGUUACUGCAAUCAAUAUAGGAAACUGAAUUCUUGCUGGUAUAUUAACUUGCUUUACUGUAUAUAGGCUGUUCUAAUAUUGAUUUUCAUUGUAUAAUAUUGGAAUGGGAAGAGAACAGAUCUGAUAUCUAAAACUUUAGUCGCCAGCAGCUUCUAGAAUUAUACUAAACAUUGCGAUAGGCUCAUCAGCUGUGACUAAAAAUAUAUCUGAUAGAAAAUGGUGUGUGA